This is a messenger RNA of Dendrobium catenatum, 1642 nucleotides long. Its product is annotated as S-adenosylmethionine synthase 5. The transcript has 2 exons. NCBI's taxonomy places the organism in Eukaryota, Viridiplantae, Streptophyta, Magnoliopsida, Asparagales, Orchidaceae. Gene Ontology annotation, molecular function: ATP binding; methionine adenosyltransferase activity. Gene Ontology annotation, cellular component: cytosol. The record is from RefSeq and is a predicted model, not a curated record. Bases 159 to 1343 code for a protein of 394 amino acids. Gene Ontology annotation, biological process: S-adenosylmethionine biosynthetic process.
CCGACUAUGCCCGGUGAACGCGUCCGCCAUAUGUGGAUCUAAUCGUCCAACAACCGUCCCUCAUCUAUAAAUUGGGGCCGCGGUGAAGGAGAUAAACUCGUGAAAGGAAAGGAAGGCAGAAGGCAUUUGUCUCGCGUACAAUCGAACAAAGAUUCCAAAUGGCAGACACCUUCCUUUUCACCUCCGAGUCUGUGAACGAGGGUCACCCAGACAAGCUUUGCGACCAGGUAUCAGAUGCCAUUCUUGAUGCAUGCCUCGCGCAGGACCCCGACAGCAAGGUUGCAUGUGAGACCUGCACCAAGACCAACAUGGUCAUGGUAUUUGGUGAGAUCACCACUAAGGCCACUGUUGAUUAUGAGAAGAUUGUCCGUGAGACCUGCCGCUCCAUUGGAUUCACCUCCGAUGAUGUUGGCCUUGAUGCGGACAAGUGCAAAGUUCUUGUUAAUAUCGAGCAACAGUCUCCUGAUAUUGCCCAGGGAGUUCAUGGUCACUUCACCAAACGCCCUGAGGAUAUUGGUGCUGGUGACCAAGGCCACAUGUUUGGGUAUGCCACUGAUGAGACUCCUGAGCUCAUGCCUCUCAGCCAUGUCCUUGCCACCAAGCUUGGAGCUCGACUUACCGAAGUUCGGAAGAAUGGCACCUGUGCCUGGUUGAGGCCGGAUGGCAAGACCCAGGUCACUGUUGAGUAUCGCAAUGACAAUGGAGCUAGGGUUCCCAUCCGAGUCCACACAGUCCUCAUCUCCACACAACAUGAUGAGACUGUCACCAACGAUGAAAUUGCUGCCGACCUCAAGGAGCAUGUCAUCAAGCCAGUCAUCCCUGAGCAGUACAUUGACGAGAAGACCAUCUUCCAUCUCAACCCAUCCGGCCGCUUUGUCAUUGGUGGACCUCAUGGCGAUGCAGGACUUACAGGCAGGAAGAUCAUCAUCGAUACCUAUGGCGGCUGGGGAGCCCAUGGUGGUGGUGCCUUUUCUGGCAAGGAUCCCACCAAGGUUGACCGCAGUGGUGCCUACAUCGUCAGGCAGGCUGCCAAGAGUCUCGUGGCCAAUGGACUCGCUCGUCGCUGCAUUGUUCAAGUUUCCUAUGCAAUUGGUGUGCCCGAGCCUCUCUCGGUGUUCGUUGAUACCUAUGGCACUGGCAAGAUCCCUGACAAGGAAAUUCUCAAAAUCGUCAAGGAGAACUUUGACUUCAGGCCUGGAAUGAUAAGCAUCAACCUUGACCUUAAGAGGGGUGGCAAUGGCCGGUUUCUGAAGACUGCUGCGUAUGGGCACUUCGGAAGGGAUGACCCCGACUUCACCUGGGAGGUGGUCAAGCCCCUCAAGUGGGAUAAGGCUGCUGCGUAAGAUUAAAACCUAAACUAUUCAAAUAACGUCUCUAUAUCCGUCGUAUAUGGUAUUACGAUACUCCCUCCUCUGCUGAUCUUUCUGAUAAGUCAUCACAUCGUUUAUUCAUUGUAGUUCUCUUGUUAUCUUUUUUUUUUCCCCUCUUCUUGUGGGCGUGGGAAACAAUGGAAGCAUCAGUUUAGAAACUUUUCAGUUCGUUUCGGAGUUUGGAUUUAUGCUUAAUCAUUGUGGGUUUAAUGAAAACAAUUAUUGUUUCUUAUCCUAUGAAGUUCUUAUAUGUUUAAUUUGAUUUGCUUAAA